Molecule: messenger RNA, 192 nt
Organism: Linum tenue
Lineage: Eukaryota; Viridiplantae; Streptophyta; Magnoliopsida; Malpighiales; Linaceae
Source: the annotation of a GenBank genome assembly
AUGAGAAGACUGAUGGAACAGUACUGUGUUAGAAAACAGCUAAGAGGCAGCAAUAUUGACUCUGUUCGGUUCGUCUUCGAUGGUCGCAGGGUCCAUCCUGAUUACACUCCGCUACAGCUUAAUUUGGAGGAUGGAGAUGAGAUUGACGCAUUUUUGGAACAGAUAGGUGGCUUUCGUCCGUGGUGGUCGUGA